CUACACCUGCCCGGCCUUUGCUGCCUCCCAAUUCCCUCUUCUUCAUCUUCAGAUCCCCCCCCCCAGCUGCUCAUCCAUCCACCAUCUUAUCUACCCGCCUCCUCGCCCAUCCAUCCACCUACCUACCCACAUCUUCCCCUUCCUCCUCUCCCUCCGCAGUUCCACCCGGGUCCCACUGGUCCCCAUCAUCCCGCACUCGCUCUUCUCUCUUGCUUUCCUUCUUCCAUCCUUUCUUUCUACUACACACAGACGGACUCGUCUACCCCGCUUCCCUCCCUUCUCUUCUUCUUCUCCCUUGACCUCCACCGUCUGUCUUCCUACCCUCCAAGACAACACCAAGAAGAAAUCGAGGCCAAAAAAAGACAAACGCAAAACUGCCCUUUGAGGGAUCCUUCCCGCUGCAUCUACCGAAAAAUUUGUCUUGAAGGAAUUGAUCAAACGGUGCAUCCUCCCCGCCUCAUUGGCCGCACCCCUCGUCCCCUGCCCACGGACCUUGCCCAUCAUCCAGAACCGGAACCAACCACUGCAUCGACGUUUCCACCAUCCUUCGUCUCCAUUUCGGGAUAGACGAUAGACGACCCAAUUCAUUAUAUUGGGCUCGUCUUGCUAGUCGCUGGCCGCACCGCUGCCCCACGCCCAACAUUACCUGCUGCCACUCCUCCCGUGGCCCGCCGUGCCUGCCAUUUCCAACACCACCACGCUCGCUAGCAUCCGUCCCCUCUUUGCCCCAGCAGCCCUCCACCCAGUGAGUGCAGCCGCAACCUUUCGUUGCUCCUGCACCUCCUGCACCUUCACCCUCCCACCAUCAUGGCGAGCUUAUAUACCACCAUCAACCCUGCCGAUCUCCACAACCCCAACGCUCACCUUGCCGACCAAUUCCCAGAUGAUGCUGCCGAUGCAUCUUCGGAGAGCUUCUUCGCGGCCCCGGACCCCAUCAUCCACGCCCGCGAUUCGGCCAUAGAUCUCUCCCCCCACUGGCACGACACCGUCAAGAUGGAGCCGGUCGACGCCGCCGAUUUCUUCGAUUUUACCAACUAUCAACAAUCCCCCAUCGUCACCACCCCCGACUCCCAACCCUUUUUCGGCUCAAUCAGUUCGCCCGGCGACUAUUCUCACGAUCCCAGCAGUUCAAACUCCCCCGAAACCUCGAGCGAGGCUCUCUUCGUCACAAAGGAAGAGUCGUCACCCAACGAUGCUUGGGACAUCGACUUGUCCAACCCCGACGCCAUCGUCAUUCCUCAAUCCCACGAACCCUCGGUCGAGGUCUACUUGAAGGGUGACAAGUCCAAGACUCGCGCCGAAACUCAAAUCAAGAUGGAGCUGCUCAUGACUCCGUCGACGUACGAGCACAUCCGGUUUCCUCCCCAAACGCUGGCCAAACCAAAGCAGCACGCCACCCCCCAAGACAGAGAAGAUGCCGAGUCCAAAGGCCGUAUAGUGGAAAUGCAGGUCAAUCUCGUCUGCGCUACUGCUGUUGAAGAGCCCGAAGACCGCGCAAGAGCUCUCCGGCGUGCUGCUGGCCAAGAGCGCAUGCCGAGGAGACCCGCCCACGUCCAGCUUGGUGAGCUGGACAAGGACGACGAGCGACACCCUCAGAAUGGCGGCGAGGUCGUCAUCUGCGAAGGAUGCAAAGAGCGCGAGCGCAAGCGCUACGAUCGCAAGAAGAAGAAGACUACCGAUGAGGAUGGCUUUCUCAAAUACGAGAACGACCGUGUCAUUAUGAUCAACGAGAAGGAAUACAAACGGUUCAAGGAACCCGUGGACCCGAAAUCCUCCAUGCCCGGAGCCAAGCAGGUCGAUUUCGCUAUGCGCAUCGCUUGCUAUUGUCGCCACCAGGAAGACAAGUCUCCCCAAGGCUAUCGCGUCAUCUUCACCUUUCGGGAUAGCCAGUCAGGUAAUAUGGUUGCGCAACACCUGUCCGAUGUCUUCCAUAUUACCGACGAUCACAAGAACAAGGAGCCCGAGAUGCAACCCCGCGCACUCAACAUUCCCGCCCAGCCAUAUGUACCACAACAGUACACCCAACCACACCCGCAAAACAUUUGCAUUCCCGUAUACAACAGCAUCAACACUCCAAAUCCAACCAUCAACACCAACAUAAAUACAAAUAUCAAUACCAACAUGAGCUUUGGGAGCCCGGAAAACCAGUACGCCACCAAUAUGGGCCACUAUUCCCAGCCUUCGACGCCAAUCGUGCCCCAAUUCGCCAACCCAAUAUCGCCUAUGGAGAGUACGUAUCAGCAGACACCGGCUCAUAUGCCCGUCGGCAUUCCGCAGCCUCAUCGCCAAGUUGCAACUCAAUUUUCCUCCCCACCAUCCUCAGCGUCCGCUGCAACUUUUGCAAGGCAUCAACGCGGUCCGAGUUCCUUUGACGCCCCCAUGAUCAGCCCCACGAAUCCGCGCAUGAGCAUGGACUCUCAACUCCCGCGUCCGCAGUCCAUUGACAAUUUCGCAUUCUCCUUCUCCUCCGACGUUGCUCAAUUCCCUCAGCAUAACAACUACUAUGCUUCCGCACCGCAAUCUACUGUUACGACUCCUUUGAACCUUUCUAGGCCGGCUUCUCCAACUUGGGAGCAAGGUCCGACAAAGAAGGGCAAGCAGUAUCGCUGCGUAUACUUUUAUGUUGAAGAUCCCGAAUGA
This is a messenger RNA of Periconia digitata, 2640 nucleotides long. The record is from the annotation of a GenBank genome assembly. NCBI's taxonomy places the organism in Eukaryota, Fungi, Ascomycota, Dothideomycetes, Pleosporales, Periconiaceae.